UUGUUACCUCAUAUGUGGGAGGAACAGAACAAACAAAACAUAUAAAACAGACAAACCUAGGCUGCCAAGACCGGCAGCGUUAGGACUUUGUCUGAUUUAUUUUUUAGAAUCUAAAAACUCUUUUCAGAAAUAAUUUUUGAAACUUGUUUUUCUAAAAAAGAAAAGAAAAACUUUGCUGAAGAAAGAAUCGGUGAUUUGAAAACUAAAAUCAGCGAUUGCUUGCCGGUAAAGUGAUUUCGAGGUAAUUGAAUUCUCUAACAAGAAUCCUUUGAGAAAGUGAAGAAGAUGUCAAGGGCCAUAGACAAGAAGCUUGGUGCAGGACGUGUGGUGGCUGUAGCCAUUGAGAACAACAAAACAAGCCAAUAUGCCGUCAAAUGGGCUGUUGACAAUAUUCUUCCCAAGGAACAACAUCUCUUAUUAGUCCAUGUUAGACAAAGAGCUUCUUCCAUUCCUACACCAACUGGAAACAAUAUAUCCCUUGAUGGCAAUGAUGAUGUGGCUAGAGCAUACAAGCAACAAAUGGACAAUGAAUCCAGGGAGCUUUUUGCUUCAUUCCGUGUCUUCUGCAAUAGAAAGAGUAUACUAUGCAAAGAAGUGUUGUUGGAUGACACAGAUAUAGCUAAGGCAAUAAUUGAAGGCAUUUCAUCCUAUUCCAUAGAGCUUCUGAUACUUGGGGCCCCAUCAAGGAGUGGUCUUGUAAGAAGAUUUAGGACAUCGGAUGUUCCAGGUGUCGUGUCAAGAGGGGCACCGCCAUUCUGCACUGUGUACAUUAUUUCCAAAGGAAAGAUCUCAUCAGUGAAAACUGCUACUUCUGCACUACCUGCUAAACCUACACCAAAAUUGCAGCCUCAGCCUGUCCUGAGUAAUGAGAAAAUGGAGGCACAGCUAAUUCGCAGCCAUCCACCACGACCAUCAGCUGAGAAGCCAGCAUACCUUUCUCGCCAGAUUCAGGAUGAAGAUGAAAUGAGGUCACCUUUCACAAGAGUUGGAAAACCAGGCCACAGAUCCUACGAGUCCUCAAUCCCUGACUCUGACAUUUCAUUCGUGAGCAGUGGAAGGCCAAGUAUUGAUAGGAUGUUCCCUAUGGUAUACGAUGAAAUGGACUCAACCCCUCGGUUUUCGUCAGGAUCAGAUAAUGAUGUUAGAAGUUUCGGUUCAUCUUUCUCAGGUGCUAAGUCAAUUGAUCAGGGUGACUACUCAUUCUGCUCACAAGACAGUGGGACAUCAAUGUCGUCAGCACCAAGGUUUUCAAGUGGGGAUGAUGUGGAAGCUGAAAUGAGGAGACUGAGGUUAGAACUGAAGCAAACAAUGGAAAUGUACAGCACAGCUUGCAAAGAAGCUCUGACAGCAAAUCAAAAGGCAUUGGAACUUCAGCGUUGGAAAAUGGAUGAACAAAGGAAAUUGGAAGCGGCGCGAUUGGCUGAAGAAACAGCACUGGCAAUAGCUGAGAAGGAGAAAUUAAAAUGUCAAGCAGCCAUGGAGGCAGCAGAAGCAAGCCGGAAAAUCGCAGAGUUGGAAGCACAAAAAAGAAUGAACGCAGAAAUGAAAAGCAUGACAGAAUCUGAGCAGAAGAACAGGCCAGGAGACAGUAUUUCAUAUGGAGCCAGGUACAGAAGAUACACUAUUGAGGAAAUAGAAGAAGCCACAAACUUCUUUGCAGGCAAUCUCAAGAUCGGUGAAGGGGGCUAUGGACCAGUCUACAAGGCUGAACUAGAUCACACGCAGGUUGCAAUCAAAGUGCUAAAACCAGAUGCAUCUCAAGGACGGUCACAGUUUCAGCAAGAGGUUGAAGUGCUAAGUUCAAUAAGGCAUCCCAACAUGGUUCUCCUCCUUGGAGCAUGCCCGGAGUACGGUUGUCUAGUGUACGAGUACAUGGCGAAUGGAAGCUUGGACGAUUGCCUCUGCAGGAGAAGCAAAAACUCACCAGUUCUUCCCUGGCAGCUAAGAUUCAGAAUUGCAGCAGAGAUAGCCACUGGCCUCCUUUUCCUCCACCAGGCAAAACCAGAACCGCUGGUGCACCGCGACUUAAAACCAGGAAACAUUUUGCUUGACCGAAACUUUGUGAGCAAGAUCAGUGAUGUGGGGCUGGCUAGGCUUGUCCCUCCUUCAGUUGCAGACACCGUGACACAGUACCGCAUGACAGCAACUGCCGGAACAUUCUGCUACAUCGAUCCUGAGUACCAGCAAACAGGCAUGCUUGGAAUCAAGUCUGAUAUCUACUCACUUGGGAUCAUGCUUCUGCAGAUGGUAACAGCAAAGCCUCCAAUGGGUUUGACUCACCAUGUUGGAAGAGCUAUUGAGAGAGGGACAUUUGCUGAGAUGCUUGACCCUGCUGUUGAGGACUGGCCAGUUGAACAUGCCUUGCAUUUUGCAAAGAUAGCACUGCAGUGUGCUGAGAUGAGAAGAAAAGAUAGGCCUGAUCUUGGAAAAGUUGUGUUACCUGAGCUCAACAAGCUCAGAAACUUCGCUGAAGAUAACAUGCCUAUGAUGAUGAUGAUGUUUGGUGGUAAAGCAGGAUUUACUCCUAGAAGUAACAACAAUUUUUCACGCUCUACAUUUUCUUCCUCAGCCUCAGCUCAGGACUCUAUGACUAUGAGUGAAUCAAACUCCUUAUCUGGAAUGUCUGGAUAUGAAAGUCGCUCAAGCACAUCAUCAAUCACGAAAAUGUAAACUCUGAAGUUCAUAGUUUAACGCCGUGAUGCAUAAAAUGGGUGCAAGUUAACAAGAGGAGGCAUGCAGCAUGAAAGCUGGUUUAACAACAGCAUGAUGACAAUGCAACAAGCAUCCACUUCAAAGUCAAGUUUUAGGUUAAUCUGUCUAUAACAGGCAUAAAUUCAAGAAGUAGAAUGUAUCCAGACAAAACUGUAACUGUUCAAGUUAUUUGCUUAAAGAAUCACAAAGUAUCCAUGGUUGAA
Molecule: messenger RNA, 2915 nt
Organism: Lotus japonicus
Lineage: Eukaryota; Viridiplantae; Streptophyta; Magnoliopsida; Fabales; Fabaceae
Product: U-box domain-containing protein 52-like
Exons: 10
Coding region: 286-2670 (794 amino acids)
Biological process (GO): protein phosphorylation
Molecular function (GO): ATP binding; protein kinase activity
Source: RefSeq, a predicted model, not a curated record